This is a messenger RNA of Danio aesculapii, 3602 nucleotides long. RefSeq names its product solute carrier family 45 member 4. Gene Ontology annotation, cellular component: membrane. NCBI's taxonomy places the organism in Eukaryota, Metazoa, Chordata, Actinopteri, Cypriniformes, Danionidae. Bases 650 to 3043 code for a protein of 797 amino acids. The record is from RefSeq and is a predicted model, not a curated record. Gene Ontology annotation, molecular function: sucrose:proton symporter activity. The transcript has 9 exons. Gene Ontology annotation, biological process: transmembrane transport.
AAAGGCGCAUUAUAACCGCGGCUGAAGAGCAGAACCCGAGCAGAGCAGCAGCACAACACGACAACAACCGCUCUGACAGACAGAAAUAAACACACAAACAGCAGCGCGCGGUGACGUCAGGGUUCUCAGCCGCGUGUGUGUGUGUGUAGACAGAAGACACGUCGCUGCGCUCGUAUGCAGUCCGACUGGAUAUUUAUGAAGCUUUCAAGGCCUUUUGAUUGAUCGGUCGCUCCAUGGGGAUUCUCCGGUGCUUUCCGUCUGGUUUCUCCCGCCCUUCACCCCUCGGCCUGCCCUCCACCCUCUACAGCACCGCCUCCAUACAAAUCAUGAAACUGGUAUUAACUGAAUGGCAAUUGAUAUGGAUUUUUACUGUUUCCAGUAGACAGUAAACACACUUACACACACAUACAUGCACAUACACGCUCACACACACCCACACACAUCAGCGGGAGUGACCUCAUGAUAGAGUCACAUCCUCCGCAAUUGUCCGAAGUGGAAACGAAUGCAAAACGCCUUCAUCAAAUGCCACGUUUUUUGAGGAUGUUCAUCACACCUUGAAUCUUGUCCACGGCUUCUCUCCAUCCGCUGGGAUUGAUCCCUGCUCUACAUUUCUGCAUUAUCCUGUGUGUGUUGUUCGCGUGUGAUCUGCAUGCCGGCGGCGGCGACGAUGGCUCCGCAGAACAGCGACGCAGACGGCGUGCAGAUGCUGACGCCUGUGGAGAAGCUGGCAGGAGGAGGCGGGGCUAAUGGAGUGGGUGGAGCUGGUGGGCGGGACUUGGAGAGUCAGGAGGAGUCGGUCAGCGAGGGGUCUAUAGAUCGGAUCCCGCUGCGACAGUGGAUCAUGCACGGAGCCGUCAUGUUCGGACGCGAGUUCUGCUACGCCAUGGAGACGGCGCUGGUCACACCGGUGCUCCUGCAGAUAGGUCUCCCUGAGCAGUACUACAGUCUGACCUGGUUCCUGAGCCCCAUCCUUGGCCUGAUCUUCACUCCUCUGAUCGGCUCAGCCAGUGACCGCUGUACGCUGCGCUGGGGCCGCAGGAGACCCUUCAUCCUGGCCCUGUGUGUGGGUGUGCUGCUGGGUGUCGCUCUCUUCCUCAACGGCUCACUCAUAGGUCUUGCGAUCGGAGACGUCCCGAAUAACCAGCCAAUUGGGAUUGUGAUGACUGUGUUAGGGGUGGUGGUGCUGGACUUUUGUGCGGAUGCGACCGAGGGUCCGAUCCGAGCGUAUCUGCUGGACGUGGCGGACACCGAAGAGCAGGACAUGGCCCUCAAUAUACAUGCGUUCUCUGCAGGGCUGGGAGGAGCAGUCGGCUACGCUCUCGGCGGCCUCGACUGGACUCACACUUUCCUAGGACGAACCUUUAAAUCUCAAGAGCAGAUUCUGUUCCUGUUCGCAUCGGUGCUGUUCACUGUUUCCGUCGCCCUUCAUCUAUUCAGCAUCGAAGAGCAGCAGUUCAGCCCACAGCAGGAGCGUCUGGACGAAGACGCGGACACAGAAUCCAGUGUUAAAACUGCGCCGCAUCAACCGCUCGACAUGAUCCACGAAGACGAACCCUACGACUACUACGACUGCGAGCGCCGCUCUGAACGAGACCUCGAUAUGGACUUUCUGGAUGUGGAAAUCGUGCGCAGCAAAAGCGACUCCGUUUUAGCUAUGGCCGACGCUACUUUAGAUCAUCACGAUAUGUUGUUUCUACGCGAGAUUGAGCCGUCGAUAUUUCAAGAUCGCGUCUCGUCCUAUCACGGAUCUCCACCGCGACGCAGCAGCAGUACAGGGAGCCAGGAGUUUCUCCGCGGGAAGUUUUGCAGAUUAUCAGCGUUUCUGCAACAAGUGGAACGUGACGGUGAAGAAGCGCUGCUUAAUAAUCAACUCAACGAAUGUAAAGCUGCUAACGGACAUCAGGUUGAUAUUAACGGACACGUGGAUGCUGGUUUAAAAGAGUCCAGUGCUAAUGCAUCCAUACGCCGCAGACGACACACCUUUUACCGUCAGUCGUCAUGCACUUUUUCCUAUUACGGACGUGUGGGAUCUCAUCGCUACCGCUACCGGCGCGCAAACGCAGCAUUUCUCAUCAAACCAUCGAGAAGUAUGAAUGAUAUUUACGAGCUGGAGAAAAGGCAGAAGCAGAGGAACGGACAGAGGAUUCGACAUCAGAGCGGGAACACGAACUCUAGUGGAGAUACAGAGAGCGAGGAGGGGGAAGCUGAAACUACCGUUCGUCUGCUGUGGAUGUCGAUGCUGAAGAUGCCCAAAGAGCUGUUUAGGCUGUGCGUGUGUCAUCUCGUCACCUGGUUCUCCAUCAUCGCUGAGGCCGUGUUUUAUACCGACUUUAUGGGGCAGGUCAUCUAUGAGGGAGACCCUACUGCUCCACUGAACUCCACUGCUCUUCAUAACUAUCAUCGAGGGGUUCAGAUGGGCUGUUGGGGUCUGGUGAUUUACGCUGCUACCGCCGCCAUCUGCUCAGCUCUCCUGCAGAAAUACCUGGACAACUUUGACCUGAGCAUUAAGGUGAUCUACAUCCUGGGCACGCUGGGUUUCUCCAUCGGGACGGCUGUCAUGUCCAUCUUCCCCAAUGUGUACGUGUCGAUGGUGAUGAUCAGCAGCAUGGGCAUCAUCUCCAUGAGCAUCUCCUACUGCCCGUACGCUCUGCUGGGACAGUACCACGACAACAAAGAGUAUGUCCAGCACAGUCCCGGCAGCUCCAAGCGUGGUUUCGGCAUCGACUGCGCCAUCCUGUCCUGCCAGGUCUACAUCUCGCAGAUCCUGGUGGCGUCUGCGCUGGGCUCGGUGGUGGAGGCGGUGGGCUCGGUGCGGGUCAUCCCCAUGGUGGCAUCCGGGGGGUCAUUUCUGGGCUUCCUGGCCUCCUGCUUUCUGGUCAUUUACCCGGGGUCCCAUCAGUCGGAGUCGGACGGGGCCAAGAGCGAACACACCAAAGCAUUAACAUCUAACGGCAGCAGCGCGGAGAAGCCCAGUUUCCUCAAACUCAAUCGCAAAGGCACCGCGACCACCACCUGCAAAGUGGAGUGCGAAUCCACGCUGUGAAUGAAUGUGCCAGAAUUCCCGGGUUCAUCCGGGUUUGGGCUGCGGGCGGGUCUCAGGGCUGCGUCUCAGGACUGCACUGUUUAGGAGAGACUACAUGCACUUCUUCUUCCCUUGCACACUUCCAUUCUCAACAUGUGUGAUGUACAGUAGUGAUGGGUCGUUCUUAAAAGAUUCGUUCAUUUUGAAUGAUUCGUUUAUUUUGAACGAUUGAUUCAUUUUUAAUGAAUCGUAAGCAUGACUCGAGAACAAUGAGUCCACUCAGGGAAUGAUUCACUCAUUCACGGAGAUGAUCAGUUCUUUUUUUGAGUCUUUUAUCGGGUUUGAGUCAUUUGUUCAUCAUGUGAAAGACACACAGUAAGCAAAUCAUAUUCAAUCAGAGCCUGAAAAAGAUUCGUUUAGUUUUUUCAGAGUCAUUUAUCAGGUUUGAGUCAUUCAUUCAUUAUGAGAAAGGCACACUGUAAUCCAAACAUUUGCAGUCAGAGCUGGAAAAAGAUUCGAUUUGUUCAUUUUUUCCCCCGAGUCAUUUAUCAGGUUUGAGUCAUUCGUUCAUUAUGAGAAA